This is a messenger RNA of Microplitis mediator, 2850 nucleotides long. RefSeq lists its product as uncharacterized. Lineage: Eukaryota; Metazoa; Arthropoda; Insecta; Hymenoptera; Braconidae. The coding region runs from base 137 to 2233 and encodes 698 amino acids. The record is from RefSeq and is a predicted model, not a curated record. The transcript has 3 exons.
CGAGCAUUCAGUGAUUCAAUUCGUUCUAUAAUUUACUUAAAAUUAAAACAUUAAAUUUAAAAAAAGUUAAGAUUAUUUUAGGGUUUUCAAACUUUUGAUAAUUUAAAAUUUUAAUUUCAUUGAAAUUAUUGUAAAAAUGUGGGAAAAAGUUGUUAUUUUGUGUUUGAUAGUAAAUUUAAUUGCGUGUCACAAUAUUGGUAAAAGUGAUGAAGCAACAACUGAUUUAGAAAUUUUUCACAAUGAUAUGAAACAACUACUUGAGCUGUGCUUUCCUGAUAAAUUGAACCCUGCAGUUAUAACUGUUGACUUGAUUGACAUCAUGUUCGAAAUUUCAAUAAACGAAGUGGUCAACGCGUCCAUUGUAACGAUCGAUAGUGAUUUCGAGUCAACUGUGAUGAAAUGGCACUAUCCAAAUCAUCCCUCGUACAUUAUAUCAGCAGAGUCUGAUAGAAAACUAAAAGCUCUUCUUCACGAAAUAAAAUCGUCGAUUAUUUGGAACGUCGAGUCAUUGGUUUUCGUUGUUGGCGAAAACUGUGGAAAGGCGAUGAAAGUACUGAGGAUGGUGUGGAACAUUGAAGCCCUUGGAUCAUUUUACGUUUGUCGAGAUCAAGUCAACAAAAGUACGCUGGUGUAUACAUUUAACCCCUACACUGAUAGAGCACCGAAACCCUGGAGUAGAGUUAAGAAGAAAUCGAAAGAUAAUCGAUGGACAUUGUAUAGGCAGUCAUUUAAAAACGAUUCGGAAUUGUGUCAAAGUUAUCAUUUUGACAAAACCAAAAAUCUGGACGGUUACCCAGUGAAAGGUUAUGCACAUAAUUUACUCUUUGAUGUUUCAUCAAAUGAAUUUACACCUGAAGCACUCAAUCAGCAAAUCGGGAACCCGUAUUUCGUUUUUGAAAACAUAUUUUCAAUGUUGAAUGUCACACCGGUGAUGAACUACUAUAUAAUUGAAGAUGAUCCUCAUUCUGCCAGAACUAAAAGAUUAUUUAAUAACGGUAUUUACGAUGUAUGGAUGGAUUUAAAACCACUCGAUCUACUUUAUUACGAAUAUCUCGAUUUUAUUCCGCUAUACUCAGAAGAAGGCUACACGAUAAUAACAAACUCACGUUCUGUUCCAAUCCUUGAGGAAAUAGUCGACGGUAUGUUUAGUUAUCAAACUCUGAUACUUUCGAUUAUCAUUCUAACUAGUAUCUUCGUACUUAUUUUAAUCAAUAAUAAGUUCAAUUUUAUCGAGACCUUUUUCGAUAUCUUGUUAUUGGUAUUGAAUAUGGGGAUGAGGACACCUAUAGAGCGUUUAUUCAUGCGUAUAACUUUUUUAUCCGCAUCUUUAUUUAUGUUGAUGUUUAAUCCGGCAUUAGAGGGUCAACUCAUGGCUUUGCUGGCAAAACCGAGUUACCGUAGGGUCGAAAAUUUAGAUGAUUUACAUUCAAAUAAAUAUAAAGUCUUCUUCGACGAUACAAUCCGCGAUUAUAUAGCUGACACACAAUUAUGGUCAAGUGAUUCUGAUAAGGAAUACUUGUAUGAGCAAAACUCGUUUGAUUUUGGUCGAUGCUACGACCGAAUUACGAGAGAACAUCAUGAUCCGGUAGAAAUCCGUAAUUUGAUAUUUGAUACACUCCCGUUUAUCGAUCCAGUUCCGAUGAAUGAUUCACUUUCAGUAAAUGUUUCUCUUCUGAUUAAUGAUUCCCGUCCGAUUAAUAUGUCGAGUCAGAUGAAGAGCGUAUUUCCGGAAUAUGAUUCAGUUACGAAAAAUACUUUAGCGGCUUGUAUAUUUGCUUAUAAGUAUCGUGAUUCUGCAUUAAACGACAAUCUAUACAUAUCGAAGGACUUAUUAUUCAAAUCCUACAACGUGUUUAUGAGUCGUAAACGUUGGAGUUUGAAAAACAAAAUCGAUAAAGCAGCAAUGAAUCUUUUUGAAUCCGGUCAUAUUCAUUACGUCGAACGCUUUGAACGAUAUAAAGAAUUAAAAAGAAAAAAGAAAUUAGCUGCUAGAAUCGAAUCAUAUAAAAGUGGAUUUGAUCAAUUAGAGUUCGAAGAUUUUCGAAUAGUUUAUAUUUUCGGUACAUUGAGCUUAAUGUGGACAGUCACUGUUUUUAUUUUUGAAAUAAUGUUCAAAAAAAUGACGGAAUCAUAUGACAAACGAUUACGAAAAUUAGAAAUGAAACGAAUUAAAAUACAGCGAAAUUUAGCAUUGAUCAAUAAACAACCUGCCGUUGCUGAAACACGGGUUUAAUUAUUCGUAUUGCUGUAAUAUUGCGUAACUUUUAUAAAUACAUUCAUUCAUUUAUUUUACACAGUGUCAUUGAAUUAAUUGACAGAUAUUUAAAAUACUUAUCAAAAAUGCAUUGUAAAGGAAAAGGUUCCUCGCAUAAUUGAGUCGGAGUUUUGAAUAUUAAUCUAACGUUUUAAACAUAAUUUAAAAAAAAAAAUUGGUAAAACGAUUUUCUAACUAUUCGAUUUGCAGAACGUUCGAAAUUACCAAAUUACAAACCGUAAAAAUUUUGCUCUCGUUCAAAAUUAUUUAAUUUUUGACCAUGAAAUCGAAUAACAAAUGAUUUUACGUUAUUUUAUUAGUUUAUAAAAUUGUAUAUUCCAUUUUCUGCCCUUGAACUGAGUAAUUAAAUAUUGCGUGUUCUGUUGUUUGACUUAUGUAUCUAUUGAUUGAUAUUGUGUGUAGUUAAAAUGAUUGACAUUGAAAUAAAAUAUAUAAAACUUGAAAAUUAUUGAUCGCCCGUUGGCACAGAACCAAAGAUUUUUUUUUUUGUUUUUGAUAAAAAAAGUCACAUAAAAUUCUUAUGAAAACCGUUCCUUGAUGUGGGAUUUCUAUAGCAACUACACGAAAAGAAAAUU